Molecule: messenger RNA, 1827 nt
Organism: Tuber melanosporum (Perigord truffle)
Lineage: Eukaryota; Fungi; Ascomycota; Pezizomycetes; Pezizales; Tuberaceae
Exons: 3
Coding region: 1-1827 (608 amino acids)
Biological process (GO): regulation of transcription by RNA polymerase II
Cellular component (GO): mediator complex; core mediator complex
Molecular function (GO): transcription coregulator activity
Source: RefSeq, a predicted model, not a curated record
AUGAGUUCCAAUCAACUUCUCCUCUCCCUCAAAUCCUGGCCGGAAGACGACCCAGAGUUGAAGUCGGUCUCUUCGCUAAUUACCCGAAUACAAGCUCAACGCGGGCACUUCCGAGACGUCGACGAGAGCAUUCUAGAAAAUGAGAUAAGGGAGGGAAAGGACACCGACCCACUAUUCGAUGAUUCUCCAGUAGAGGAGAGUGGGGGGGGCGCUAGCAAUUCUGCCCUAGCAGCGGGAGAGGAGCCCGAUAGGGCGACACAGCUGAAGAACGCAAAAGCGGAGAUUGUAGCAUUGGUUGGACACGCACUAAACGAAGCUCUCUUCGGCCUCGACUACGUUUCCCUCUUGGUGUCACUGCAGAAUCCCGAAGCCGGCUCUUCAAGCAUGUCCCCGGAACUCAAGAAAUCCGUACCAGUCGGAAGUCUCGGUUUCGAUAAAGUCCAGCGCAGGGCAGAUCCUGGGUCCGUUAAAGAAGACCUAGCCAUAUCCCACGCAUGGAAGGUCGAAGGUCUGAAUUCCGCCGCUGAUACACUAAUGGGCGCCUCCAAAAAGCUCGGCGAUGAUGUGAGGAAGGAAGCACGAUACUGGGAGCAGAUAUUGGCCAUCCGAGAAGAUGGUUGGGUGGUGACACGGAUGCCUAAUGAGCGAAGAACACUAGGUGUGAGGUUCGGAUUCGCGGAGUCGGCAGCGGAGUACAAAAACAAGGGUGUGGGGGCGCUGAGACGUGGGGAAGAUGGCGAUGUUGUCAUGGACGACGUAGCUACUACCGGCUCACACGGCAAGGCUAUGCUCCGGGUUCGUGUUCUCGAGAACGGGGAAGUGAAGGGAUCCAGUGUACAGAGUGGGAAUAAGUGCUCGGGGUCAGUUAAGGAUAUGAUUCAACGGGCUAGGAACUUUAUCUAUGAGGAUGAGCUCUUCUUUGAGAUCACAAGGGAAGCUAGGCUCAUGGCGAACUAUGGUGUACGAACAAGUGAGGAUGCGGUUACGAUUGAUCUAGGGGGGGGUAGGAGUAUAGUAAUUGAUAUGGCACCUUUGGAUGAUGGCGAUAUUGUUCUGGAUAUACACAAUCCUGACAGUAAUCUCGCACAGGGGGUUGUCACGGCAUUCCGUAUCCUCCUGUCAUACAAUCACAGGAUGAGCCUAAGGAAACGCAGCAAGCCGCCACCACCUCUAACGCAGCGUAAAAUAGUCCCUCCUGCUCUCCGUAUGGUUGCACCGAUCACCACACACCUCUUACAUCACCAACAUCAGUUGAAUCUACAAAAUCUACUCAGACACCUAAUCAAAGUUGUCAAAUCUGCCGGAAUGAGCACAGCAUUUGUGACAAAACCCCGCCACAAUUGCCUCAAGCCCGUAAUCAAAAACGUAGAAACCGCGGUGGAGGCCUUCCUGGAAAGGAUCGAGAGCGAGGCUACGGUAAAGCUCCCUGGUGGCUGGAAAGUCGAGAUCAAUAUGAAGACUGCCCUUGGGCCCCCACUUUACGGCACUGCAUACAUCAUUGGUACAUCCCACGACGGAGUCUCAGCGCGGCUGAUGGGCGAAAAUAGAUUUACCUCGUCCAAGGAGAUGGAGAUGUACCUUUUCUGGUGUCUGGAGCGGAGUAUCGUCAAUGAGGUUAGGUACACGAAUGAUAAAUGGGAACAGAUAGCACAAUCUAACGAGAUGUGGUCCAUCGAUAAAUCUACUCGGCGGAUAAGAAUUUCCGUGGACAGGACUGGGUUAUCAAUUGUCACUGGAACUACUGGCGGGAAGGAUGAUAGGGUGGUGUGGGAUGGGAGCGAUACGGGCAGAACCUUACAGGAUUUGUUAAACCAUCCUGUAGGAUAG